Messenger RNA from Pyricularia pennisetigena, 672 nucleotides. RefSeq lists its product as uncharacterized. The record is from RefSeq and is a predicted model, not a curated record. Bases 1 to 672 code for a protein of 223 amino acids. The transcript has a single exon. NCBI's taxonomy places the organism in Eukaryota, Fungi, Ascomycota, Sordariomycetes, Magnaporthales, Pyriculariaceae.
AUGCAGUACUCCCUCGUCUCCGUUCUCUCUUUUGCCACCGCCGUCUACGGACACGGGCGCGUGACCAGCCCCCCGGCAAGGGAGGCAGGCAGCGCUUUCGGCCAAGCCUGCGGUCAGCAGAUGCUGUCCAUCGAGAGCUCGGACCGUCUCGGCAACAUCCAGGGCCUGCGCCAGCAGGCCAAGGCGGACUUCGACCCGACCAAGUGCCGCCUGGAGCUCUGCAAGGGCAUCCCGUUCGCCGACGCCAAGUCGGGCGACGUGCAGAAGUUCUCCGCCGGGCAGACGGUGCCCAUCAAGGUGCAGAUCGGCGCGCCGCACACGGGCAUCGCCAACGUCUCGGUCGUCGACACCAGCACAAACUCCAUCAUCGGCCAGCCGCUCAUCGAGUUCCAGAACUACGCCUCGACCAAGUCCGGCGUCGCAAAGAACAACACCGACUUCAGCGUCACCAUGCCCGACACCUUGCCGUCGGCGUGCGGCACCGCCGGCGCCUGCGUGCUGCAGUGGUGGUGGGACAGCGACGAGGCCAAGCAGACCUACAUGAGCUGCAUCGACUUUACCUUUGGUGGCGCUGCUGGUGGCGGCGCUUCCAACGGUGGUUCUGGCAACUCGAGUACUGCCAACUCCGGCGGCGCCACUGCCGCCAAGGCUGCCAGCUCGUCGUGCCAGUAA